Molecule: messenger RNA, 570 nt
Organism: Colletotrichum lupini
Lineage: Eukaryota; Fungi; Ascomycota; Sordariomycetes; Glomerellales; Glomerellaceae
Exons: 6
Coding region: 1-570 (189 amino acids)
Source: RefSeq, a predicted model, not a curated record
AUGAAAAAUCCGUUCUCGACGCCACCACGCCCGGACACUCCGUUCAACGACUCAUCUUUGCCAUGCGAUGACAGCUCCCCACCUGACGUCACCUGGCUUAACGUUGCCGAGGCGGUAGGAAAGCGAUUACAGAUGGAGACACAUGGUCAGCAGCCCGACAGAGCACAGAGACUCCGCACCCGGAGCCGGAACGGGCUUUGCAUGGCGCUUAUUGUCUUGCAUUCCAUCUAUCCCAUUCACCAGCUGCAUUUCUCAAUCACUCCGGCCCAUGGGGAAAUCCCCAUUUUUGUUGAAAUGCUUGUGAGCGCCAUGCCGCUGUUCAUGGACAGGAAUAGAGCUACAGACAUGUUUCUGGACCUCCCCUCAGUCUCACUCCAUCCUCCCCAGGUUUCAAUAAUCCCAUGUCAUCCAGAUCGAGCCGUCACUUGCAAGGCCUCUAAGUACCACCAGCAUCCGCGAACCAAUCGGACGAUGGCCGUCCGACCUCAUCCCCACACUCCGUCAUCAGUGCCGCAUGCCAGAAACCCGCUUCCGCACCCUUGUCCCACCAUCCCGAAACUCAACCUCUAG